AAAAUUGAAAAAUUUUCCCAACAAGACCCCCUCAAAUACAAAUCUCGAAAAUGGGGAAACUUUACCCCAAAAUUUUGGCUCAAUAUCUCCCGCUAUAGCGGGCGAAUGAAAUUCAAAAAGCGCGCGCGGCCUCGUCUUCAAUUCUCAAAUACCCCCACUCUUGACCCAAAUUGAAAUUCAAUCUCAGACUAGAGCCACAGAAUUGUCUGAAUCUGAGAGCAACAAGAUCCCAGCCUCGAGCAAAUGGCCGGAGUUCGUGUCGUCGGUGGCCGGAUCUACGAUUCCGAGAACGGAAAAACCUGUCACCAGUGCCGGCAGAAGACUAGGGAUUUUGUGGCGUCGUGUAAGAAUCUGAAGAAGAAUGCUCGCUGCACCAUUAGCUUUUGUCAUAAAUGUCUCUCGAACAGAUAUGGAGAGAAGGCUGAAGAGGUGGAGCUUUUGGAGGACUGGAAUUGCCCCAAAUGUAGGGGGAAUUGUAAUUGUAGUUUCUGCAGGAAGAAACAAGGCCUCAAACCCACUGGUCUACUUGUUCACACGGCCAAGGAAGGUGGGUUUGGUUCGGUUUCGGAGAUGUUGACUGCGAGAGGACCAGAGAAUUUUGGUAUUGAGAGGAAGGUUGCUGAGAAGGUGGCUGUCGAUGGAAAGGAGAAUUCUGUUGAUCAAAAGGUUGAGGCCAGCCUGAAUUCAACACAAAAUCCUGAGGAGGGACAAGUCAAGAAAACAAAGAGGAAAGGAUUGAAGGAAAUCCGUAAUGGCAGCAGGGACGAUCCUAAAGUCUCCGAGGAUGGCAGCAGGGAUGAUCCUAAAGUCUCCAAGGAUGUUGCUGUAAAAGAAGUGAAAUCAAGAAAGAGAAAAAAUAAAGAUCGAAGAGAAGAAGCAGAUGAUGCGAAACUGCAAGGUGAAGAAGUUCAAAAUGUUGUGAACAACAAUGAUGUCAAGAGGAAGAAAAAGGCCAAGGACAAGGUCAAGAGUAGCAAAGAGACUUGCAGAGUUGAGGAAUGCACCAAGAAUAUUCUGAACAAAAAAGUUGAGCCUGAGCUUCCUUUGCCUGAGGGCAUUCCCUUAACAAGUGUCUUGGGAAUUGAACUGCCUCCUGAGGAUGCUGGAAACGCUCUGCAAUUUAUGGAAUUUUGUUCAGCUUUUGGAGAGGUUCUCAAAUUCAAAAAAGCACAGGCUGAAUCGAUACUUGGUGAAUUACUGCGCCAACGAAGUGGGCGAGCUGGCCGCCCUGGACAAUACUCCUCACUUAUUCGGUUUCACAUGCAACUAUUAUCUCUACUACAGGAGGAUAUGGGAGAGGAGCCUUCAUCUAUAGAUGAAAUGAGCCACAAAAAUUCAUGGUUCCAAGAUGUGGGUAAAUGCAUCUCUGAAUCUGAGUCCGAACACCUUUUGAAGGAACUGCCUACAGAUUGUUUCAGUAGAGGUGGUGCUGGAUAUGAUAUCUUAGACCUCUCUCAGAAGCUCAGACUCUUAACUUACCUUUGUGAUGAGGUGAUUUGCACUUCUAAACUGAGGAGCUGGAUAGAAGAACAGCAUGAAAAGAUUGUUGAAAGCGAAAAGGAAGCAAAAGGAAAAGUUAAUGCAGCCAAAGAUAAGGAAAAACUCCUCAAGCGGAAGUUGCAAGAUGAGGUGGCGAAGCUUAUUAUUGCAAAAAAUGGUGCUCCUCUGUCAAUUUCAGAACAUGAAGCUCUUGUUUCACAAAUAAAAAGUGAAGCAGCUCAAGCUCAUGCUGAGUUGCUUGAAGCAGAGGGCAUAGUGCCUAAAAAGAAACAUAGACGUGAUGCUUUAAGAACGGAGCCUUAUCGUGUGGAUGUUGAUGGCCGCAUCUUUUGGAAAUUAAAGGGUUACAACAAUGGAGAAGAUAUCGUGCUUCAAGAUUUGGGGGCCUGGGUUGCAGUUGUAUCUAAAGAAGAAUGGUUUGUUUAUGGUGCGGAGACAAAGGAAGCAAUUGACAAUUACUGUUCUUCUUUAAGGAGAAAAAAGUCUAGUGGAACCAUGUCACAAACUGUUCCUCGUGAAAGCGAUGAAGAAAACAUGUAGAUGAGGGCCAUGGUUAUUUCAAAUGGCAUAUACUCCUAAUUUGCUUUACAAUUGAAUAGUGUAGAUCAUCAAGAUUAUCAAGAGAUUGGGCGAUUGGCUGCUUCUGUCCGAAAGGAAUUGCCAGUGUUGUAGAAGUAGGUUCACAUACACAGUUGCAAGUAUUUUGGCUGCCCAAUUGUUCUGCAUAUCUUCCUAUAUGGUGAAGCUGAUUCAGAAGUGUUGUACUUUGAUUUGUAACUGGUAGUUGUACCCCACUAUUUUUUGGGCGAUCUUAAGGAAUUGUACAACAGAGGAACCCCAAACUGAUUAGUAAUUUCUGAGUUCAUAUUAUUUGCUGCAUUUGUUUGCAGAUUCA
Messenger RNA from Rosa rugosa (rugosa rose), 2395 nucleotides. RefSeq lists its product as uncharacterized. The record is from RefSeq and is a predicted model, not a curated record. NCBI's taxonomy places the organism in Eukaryota, Viridiplantae, Streptophyta, Magnoliopsida, Rosales, Rosaceae. The transcript has 12 exons. Gene Ontology annotation, biological process: regulation of DNA-templated transcription. Gene Ontology annotation, cellular component: nucleus. Bases 244 to 2040 code for a protein of 598 amino acids.